Caenorhabditis sp. 36 PRJEB53466 is the source of this 1056-nucleotide messenger RNA. The record is from the annotation of a GenBank genome assembly. NCBI's taxonomy places the organism in Eukaryota, Metazoa, Nematoda, Chromadorea, Rhabditida, Rhabditidae.
AUGCUUCCUCAAAUGCACCAGCACACUAAAUUUCCGGUGCCCGACGGAUCCACGUCUUCUCCGCCGAAUAACGUAUCGUCGGCUUCCACCUUGCCUUCCUGCCGAACCCAUUUUCAGACGCUUCCGCCGCCCAUCAUACCCUACUCGCUUCUCUCCGCAUUCUACUCGCUCUCCGCCGCCAACAUUUCGACGUCUCCGGAAAUUAAUGAAGGUACUCUGGCUCUUUCUAUUUUUCUAUUCUAAAUAUAUUAUUUCAACGCGAUGGAUUCAGGCGAAAAGGUGAAAUCCGUGGGUCGUUCGUACAACCCGGGCAGGCCGUUGUGUCUCGAGGAUCGGAAGAAGAUCGUCCGUCUGUACGAGGAAGGAUGUCGUGUCAGCCACAUUGCCAGACUCAUCGGAGUCACUCACAGUUGUGUGAGCAAGAUAAUGUCGAGGUGAGGAGGCAUACUGUAGUUAAGACAAUAAGAAGAAGUUUCGAUAGUUAUGUAAAUGAAAUGGGUACUCGACGAGCGCCCAAAUUGCCAUCGUGUGAACUUUAAAUUAGUGCUCCAAGUUGCGAUUAAUGUCCAAUAAAUGUCGCGAAAGUCUUGAGCAAACAAUGAGCUCUCAGUUUCUCUGCGGAAUUCAAUUGCGGGUCCCGAUUUAAAGCCACUAAUUUGGAUGUCUACGUUGUGGCAACUUCCGCGGUGCCCACGCGCUUCCAGUCAAUUACCAGUCUCUCCUUCGCUUCUUUCAAUCAUAAUUGCGCAUUUCCCUUUUGAAUUCUCAAAAUAGACAUCUCACUUCUGACCGACAACCUUUGCAGAUAUCGUCGCACGGGAAGUGUGCAGCCACGUAGCUUCCGCGCCACUGAGAAUCAGGAGAACGACACGGCGAGUGCCACGUGGCAGAAGCAGCAGCAACAGCAGAAGAAACAGAAGCCGUUGCCGCUGCCCUUCUCCAUAGAAAGGUCGGAAUAAGGAAGAGGAAUGCCUCAAAUGAGUUAGUUGCAGAAUCUUGUCGCCAGACCUCAAAAAGGACCUUCCGUACCCGAAGGUCACCUCGAUCCACCAGUGA